Messenger RNA from Penicillium malachiteum, 1116 nucleotides. RefSeq lists its product as uncharacterized. The record is from RefSeq and is a predicted model, not a curated record. NCBI's taxonomy places the organism in Eukaryota, Fungi, Ascomycota, Eurotiomycetes, Eurotiales, Aspergillaceae. Bases 1 to 1116 code for a protein of 371 amino acids. The transcript has 2 exons.
AUGUCAACUGACGUUUCGGCUCAGAGUCCUUCAAAGCUAUGGUGCUUCAUAAAUGAUAUCAAAGGUCUCAAUUGGAAAACUGUAACGGAAGAAGAUGUGCCCCAGCAAGACAUACGGGGCAAAUGGGCGAUCAUUACAGGGGCCAACAAUGGAAUCGGGUUGGAGACUGCGAAGACCCUUGCAAAAUGGGGCGCAAAUCUGAUUUUUGGGUGCCGAGAGCCGCCCAAAUGGGAGACAUCCCCUUCUGUUGCUGUAGAACAAUGUAUUGAAUUGGCUAAAUCUGCGGGUCACUCUUCAAUUAUCGAAUGGUGGCCAAUCAACAUGACCGACAUGGAUAGCAUUGAUGCAUUUGCCCAAAAGUGGCUCGACACCGGCCGAGCUCUGGAUAUUCUCUUCAAUAAUGCUGGGAUGGCUCCACACUCUGCAGAUGAGCAGCUUGCAACCAAUGAUGGGUUCCAGAUCGUGCACCAGGUCAAUCUUCUCUCUCAUGUUCUUCUGACCUACCGAGUACUUGAUUCCCUGGCUCAAAGCGCGCAGCCGAGAAUUGUUUGCAGCGUUUCAUCCAAGCUAUUUGAAGGUCACUUUGACCCUGAAAAUAUGAAUCGCUGCGAGGAACUGCCCAUCCACGCAAGAGGACACUUGUAUGCAAACAACAAGCUGUAUCUCCAAACUUGGAUUGGAGAGGUCCAGCGCCGUUUCUUGUUGCAUGAGAAGUACCGUCAUAUUACCAUCAACGGUACACACCCUGGAUUUGCGCAUUCUGGUAUUUGGAACUUCUCGGAAAAGAACAACGUCACGACCUACGCAGGAGCUUUGAAGAAGUCAAUCAACGAAUUUCUGGUGCGCAACAUUGGCAUUUCCAUCGAGCAAGCCAGCUUGUCUCUGAUUAAUUUGGCCACCAACCCAAAAUUCGGGCCGAAUCCAGACCUUCAGGGGGUAGGAGAGCAGGGCGCAUCUGGAGGAGGCAAUUACUUCAAUCGUAUCUGGAAGGAGGUACAGAUGCCAUAUUGUGAAGACCCUACUUCCAGACUGCAAGUCUGGAGUAAGGUGAAUGAAGAACUGCUUUCGGUUCGAGAGAAUUUGCAUGCACUCGAUGAGCUCAAUUCUAAGAGCUAG